GUAGAAGGUAACGGAGAAGUUGUUCAGAAGAAAAAGGAAGUCAAAGGAACUUAUGUGUCCAUCCACAGCAGUGGUUUCAGAGACUUUCUACUGAAACCAGAAAUUCUGCGCGCAAUUGUUGAUUGCGGUUUUGAACAUCCAUCGGAAGUUCAACAUGAAUGUAUUCCACAAGCUGUACUAGGUAUGGAUAUUUUAUGUCAAGCAAAAUCUGGUAUGGGCAAAACAGCUGUAUUUGUGUUGGCCACUUUGCAACAGCUUGAAUUGACAGAAAAACAGGUCUAUGUUUUAGUCAUGUGUCAUACUCGAGAACUCGCAUUCCAAAUCAGCAAAGAGUAUGAGAGGUUCAGCAAAUAUAUGCCUCAAGUUAAGGUCUCAGUGUUCUUUGGUGGUAUGCCUAUUCAAAAAGAUGAGGAAGUUCUAAAAACUACCACACCCCAUAUUGUUGUUGGAACACCAGGACGGAUCUUAGCACUUAUCAAGAGUAAAAAGCUUAAUUUGAAAAAUUUAAAGCAUUUUGUUCUUGAUGAAUGCGACAAAAUGCUUGAACAGCUAG
Messenger RNA from Trichogramma pretiosum, 553 nucleotides. RefSeq names its product ATP-dependent RNA helicase WM6-like. Gene Ontology annotation, biological process: mRNA export from nucleus; mRNA splicing, via spliceosome. The annotation marks the transcript as partial. The transcript is spliced from 3 exons. Lineage: Eukaryota; Metazoa; Arthropoda; Insecta; Hymenoptera; Trichogrammatidae. Gene Ontology annotation, molecular function: ATP binding; RNA binding; RNA helicase activity. The record is from RefSeq and is a predicted model, not a curated record.